This is a messenger RNA of Folsomia candida, 1584 nucleotides long. Its product is annotated as formamidase. The record is from RefSeq and is a predicted model, not a curated record. Lineage: Eukaryota; Metazoa; Arthropoda; Collembola; Entomobryomorpha; Isotomidae. The transcript is spliced from 7 exons. The coding region runs from base 157 to 1386 and encodes 409 amino acids. Gene Ontology annotation, molecular function: hydrolase activity, acting on carbon-nitrogen (but not peptide) bonds, in linear amides.
AAUAACUUACUCUCUUUUUGUCAUCUUGUUGAUUGACGCUGUGAGAUCGGCUUCGGAACAUGUCGAUGACUUUGGAAACUGGACUACGCGUGGACUCACUGCCUGCAUGAGCAAUUAAAUUAUUAGUCCGAGUUGGAUUUCGAUACUGGCAGCAAGAUGAGAACCGUGGUAAAAAUUGACUUGACCAAGACGGCGAUGGAGGAGAGUCGAAAAAUUUUCCAUAAUCGGUACCACCCAGAAAUUCCCCCCGUGGACACGGUCAAGGCUGGAGAGGUGUUCAAAGUGGAGUGCUUUGACUUUUCAGGAGGACAAAUAAAGAACGAUGAUGACGCAGCCGACAUAAAGAACAUGGACCUCUCCGUGGCUCACAUCUUGUCCGGCCCUAUCGCCGUGGAAGGUGCGGAACCGGGGGAUGCCGUUGAGGUCGAGUUGUUGGACAUCCAACCAUUUCCGGAACGUGCUUGGGGUGUGACUGCGGUCCUAGACCCGAACAAUGGAGGGGGUGGAUUCCUCGGUGACGUUAUGAAAGGUCCAUGCAAAGCAAUUUGGGAUUUUGAAGGUAUUUACGCCUCAAGCCGACACAUUCCAGGCGUACGUUUUGUUGGGAUGAUCCACACGGGGAUCAUUGCCACAGCCCCAUCUCAUCAACUCUUGGCCGAGUGGAAUCGACGAGAGGGCGUCCUCAUUGCAUCCGCUCCCAACCACCAGCCCCCGCUCGCAUUUCCACCCUCAGCACAGGGGGCACUCGUGGGGGGUCUGGAAGGGACUCCCCUUGGGGAAAGGGUCAAGGUUGAGGGAGCACGCACUGCCCCCACGAGAGAACACGGGGGCAACUGCGAUAUCAAGAAUCUCAGCAGGGGAGCAAAAAUUUGGAUCCCCGUCUAUGUCCCUGGAGCAAACUUAAGCUUUGGUGACAUUCACUUUUCCCAGGGUGAUGGCGAAAUUGCUUUUUGCGGUGGGAUUGAAACCAGCGGGAUUGUGACGUGUCGAGUUCAGGUCAUAAAAAGGGGCGUAGAUCGAUUCGCAUUAAAAAAUCCAAUCUUUUUGCCUGGACCGGUGGAACCUCGGUACACAAAAUAUCUCACGUUCCAAGGAAUACCCGUCGAUCGGGGGAUUCAACACUUUCUGGACCCACGGGUAGCAUUUCGCCAAGCCUGCCUCAAUGCAGUGGCUUAUCUGCAGCGACUGGGCUACACUGCGGAGCAGGCGUAUCUCAUUCUCUCCGCUGCCCCCUGCGAAUCCAGAAUCAACAAUAUCGUCGAUGUCCCCAACUCGUGUUGCUCGAUUGGGAUUCCUGCAGAAAUUUUCGACUUUGAUAUUUUGCCACGAGCGGACGAACAUGUGAGAACGUUUGACAACAAAGCCCUUGCUACUCUUAGGUUCUGAACCUAUCUGCACAACUCGUAAGAAUGAGACAAAAUAAUUACAUAAUUUUCUUGCCACCAAAGAACCACAAACUAAUUCUUAGUUAAGUGAACAUUAUUUAUUUUCGUUUUUUUUCACUACCACGUAUCAACAACCAAUAAAUAUUUAAACUGUAUUACCUAAUGAUUAGUAACAAUAAAAAACAAAGUACCAAACGUA